Candidula unifasciata is the source of this 1460-nucleotide messenger RNA. Lineage: Eukaryota; Metazoa; Mollusca; Gastropoda; Stylommatophora; Geomitridae. The record is from the annotation of a GenBank genome assembly.
GAAUCAUACUUACUGAGUUGAGCAAACAAGGAACCAUACUUACUGGGUUGAGCAAACUAGGAAUCAUACUUACUGGGUUGAGCAAACAAGGAAUCAUACUUACUGGGUUGACCAAACUAGGAAUCAUACUAACUGGGUUGAGCAAACUAGGAAUCAUACUUACUGGGUUGACCAAACUAGGAAUCAUACUUACUGGGUUGAGUAAACUAGGAAUCAUACUUACUGGGUUGACCAAACCAGGAAUCAUACUUACUGGGUUGAGUAAACUAGGAAUCAUACUUACUGGGUUGACCAAACCAGGAAUCAUACUUACUGGGUUGAGUAAACUAGGAAUCAUACUUACUGGGUUGAGCAAACCAGGAAUCAUACUUACUGGGUUGACCAAACUAGGAAUCAUACUUAAUGGGUUGAGCAAACUAGGAAUCAUACUUACUGGGUUGAGCAAACUAGGAAUCAUACUUACUGGGUUGAGUAAACUAGGAAUCAUACUUACUGGGUUGACCAAACCAGGAAUCAUACUUACUGGGUUGAGUAAACUAGGAAUCAUACUUACUGGGUUGAGCAAACCAGGAAUCAUACUUACUGGGUUGACCAAACUAGGAAUCAUACUUACUGGGUUGAGCAAACUAGGAAUCAUACUUACUGGGUUGAGCAAACUAGGAAUCAUACUUACUGGGUUGACCAAACCAGGAAUCAUACUUACUGGGUUGACCAAACCAGGAAUCAUACUUACUGGGUUGAGCAAACCAGGAAUCAUACUUACUGGGUUGAGCAAACUAGGAAUCAUACUUACUGGGAUGAGCAAACCAGGAAUCAUACUUACUGGGUUGACCAAACUAGGAAUCAUACUUACUGAGUUGAGCAAACUAGGAAUCAUACUUACUGGGUUGAGUAAACUAGGAAUCAUACUUACUGAGUUGAGCAAACUAGGAAUCAUACUUACUGGGUUGACCAAACUAGGAAUCAUACUUACUGAGUUGAGCAAACUAGGAAUCAUACUUACUGGGUUGAGCAAACUAGGAAUCAUACUUACUGAGUUGAGCAAACAAGGAACCAUACUUACUGGGUUGAGCAAACUAGGAAUCAUACUUACUAAGUUGAGCAAACAAGGAACCAUACUUACUGGGUUGAGCAAACUAGGAAUCAUACUUACUGGGUUGAACAAACAAAGAACCAUACUUACUGGGUUGAGCAAACUAGGAAUCAUACUUACUGGGUUGAGCAAACUAGGAAUCAUACUUACUGGGUUGAGCAAACUAGGAAUCAUACUUACUGGGUUGAGCAAACUAGGAAUCAUACUUACUGGGUUGAGCAAACUAGGAAUCAUACUUACUGAAUUGAGCAAACAAGGAACACUGCCUACUUGGUUGAGCAAACAAGGAACACUGCCUACUUGGUUGAGCAAACAAGGAACACUGCCUACUGGGUUGGCAAACAAGGAACACUGCCUACUGGGUUGA